AUGGAGCUCAAGAUGUUUAGAUGUAUUCUAGUGGCGCUAACACUAGCAACUGUUGGGGCGGGGCACGCGCAGAGAUCACAGAUUAGACACGUUACUUCUUCCAGCUGGGAUGGCUGGGAGGGUUGGGAUGGCUGGGAGGGUUGGGAUGGCUGGGAGGGCAGGGAUGGCUGGGAGGGCUGGGAUGGCUGGGAUGGCUGGGAUGGCUGGGAGGGUUGGAAUGGCGGGGAGGGUUGGGAGGGCUGGGAUGGCUGGGAUGACUGGGAGGGCUGA
This is a messenger RNA of Candidula unifasciata, 270 nucleotides long. The record is from the annotation of a GenBank genome assembly. NCBI's taxonomy places the organism in Eukaryota, Metazoa, Mollusca, Gastropoda, Stylommatophora, Geomitridae.